Messenger RNA from Onthophagus taurus, 1522 nucleotides. RefSeq names its product troponin wings up A (gene wupA). Gene Ontology annotation, cellular component: troponin complex. Gene Ontology annotation, biological process: muscle contraction. The record is from RefSeq and is a predicted model, not a curated record. Lineage: Eukaryota; Metazoa; Arthropoda; Insecta; Coleoptera; Scarabaeidae.
AAGGAUAGAGGUGGUUUUAAUCUGGGAACCUCGAAAUCUUCACAGUCAGCCGAAGGAGCCCGUGUUGGCUAGUCACAACUUCAUCCCAAAAGUCCAGAUCGUUUAAACUAAAAAAGUCACCAUGGCGGAUGAUGAGAAAAAAAAGAUCGAUGAGGAAAAGAAGAAGAAGCAGGCGGAAAUCGACCGCAAAAGGGCCGAGGUGAGAGCCCGUAUGGAAGAGGCCUCCAAAGCUAAAAAGGCCAAGAAAGGUUUCAUGACACCUGAAAGGAAGAAGAAACUUAGGUUAUUGUUGAGAAAGAAAGCCGCUGAGGAAUUGAAGAAAGAACAAGAACGUAAAGCUGCUGAACGUAGACGCAUCAUUGAGGAACGUUGCGGAAAACCAAAACUCAUCGACGACGCCAAUGAAGCGAGUAUUAAAGGGUACUGCGAACAGUACUACAAACGAAUCGGGGUAUUGGAAAAUGAGAAAUACGACUUGGAAAAGGAAGUCGAGUUCAGAGAUUUCCAGAUUUCCGACUUGAACAGCCAAGUAAACGACCUAAGAGGCAAAUUCGUUAAACCAACAUUGAAAAAGGUUUCGAAAUACGAAAACAAAUUUGCUAAACUUCAAAAGAAAGCCGCUGAAUUCAACUUCCGUAAUCAACUCAAGGUCGUCAAGAAGAAGGAGUUCACCCUUGAAGAAGAGGACAAAGAGAAAAAACCAGAUUGGACCAAGAAGGACGAAAAGAAGGAGGAUGAACCAGAACCCGCAGCAGAAGCUCCAGCUGAAGCAGCAGCUGCUCCAGCUGAAAGCGAAGCAGCACCAGCACCCGCAGAAGGCGAAGCACCUCCACCAGCCGAAGGCGAACCAAAACCAGAAGGCGAAGCAGCUCCCCCAGCUGAAGGGGCACCUCCUGCAGAAGGCACACCUCCAGCUGAAGGAGAAGCACCCGCAGAAGGAGCUCCUCCAGCUGAAGGUGCAGCUCCAGCCGAAGGCGCACCUCCAGCUGAAGGAGAGGCACCCGCAGAAGGAGCACCACCAGCUGAAGGAGCUCCAGCAGAAGGAGCUGCUCCCGCUGAGGGUGCUCCCCCAGCUGAGGGUGCACCACCAACUGAAGGAGCCCCACCAGCUGAAGGUGCUGCACCAGCAGAAGGUGCUCCAGCUGCCGAAGGUGCUCCUGCACCAGCUGAAGGUGAAACUGCCCCUGCUGCACCUGCAGAAGGAGCUCCCGCUGAAGGAGCGACAGAAGCACCACCUGCAGAAGCAGCAGCACCUGCAGAAGCAGCACCAUCUGCUGAAGAAGCCCCGGCCGCUGAAGCUGCUCCUGCUGAAGCAGCUCCCGCAGAAGCACCCGCAGAAGCGCCGGUAGAAGCGCCCCCAGCAGAAAGUGCACCUACAGAAGCUCCACCAGUGGAAGCUGCAGCGUGAUGAAAGACUAUAAUAAAAAGAUCGAAAAACGAAAAUGACAACGAGUUAUUAUUAUUUAAUAAUUAUAUUCUAUUGUAUAUUAAAUUUAUUGAAUGUUAUUUAAAUAAAAAAUAA